GGUCCCGGGAGCACAAUGCACGCAUUAUUCUCCCCCACUACCUUGCGUUUUGCGGAAGAACUGAAUACCGCCAAAUCUUCUAUCGGUUUCUGGCCUGCUGAGAGCUGAGGAGUAAUCACCAACGCAACGCAACGCAACGCAACGCAACGCAACCCAACUCAACUGACAUUGAAAUAGAAAGGUGGUGUGGUGAGUGGUGUCGGAAAGAUGGAGAAUAAUCCCCGGAUAAUCGACAACAUCAUGACGCUUUUUCAACGGCGGACUUCGAGUCCGCGUUCCCCCCUCUCCGCCGGCGCCGAGUCCCCGAAAUCAAUUCCUUUUCUCUCUCCAAUUGCUAACUCUGUUGUCGCUCGCUGUUCCAAGAUUUUGAACAUGUCUACGGAAGAAUUGUGUAGCUGUUUCGACAUAGAGACCAGUGAAAGUGGAAAGCAAACAAUGACGUAUGCUAGGAAUUUUAUAGAAUUUUUCUCAUUCAAGGCAUUUAAUGUUUUGACUGCUCGUGCUGAUUAUUUGAAUGAUAAGAAAUUUCGUCGUUUGACCUAUGAUAUGAUGCUUGCAUGGGAAGCCCCAGGGAUUGAGGGUGAAACAAUAUACAAAGAAACUGCUUCUCCCAGUAACAUGCAGAGUGAUGAUGAAGGAUGGUCUUUAUUCUAUUCGAGCUCCACUGAUAUGGCUGUUCAGGUUGAUAAUGAGAAAACUGUUGGUCCUGAAGCAUUUGCUCGAAUAGCACCUGGUUGUGCAGUUAUAGCUGAUGUGGCAACUGUCCAAAAUCUUUUUGAUGCACUGACAAAUACUUCGGGCAAUAGACUUCAUUUUCUCAUCUAUGAUAAGUACCUUCAGAGCCUUGAUAGGGUGAUCAAGAGUUCAAAGAAUAUGUUAUCAGCUUUGACAAACCUUGAAAUUGCUAAUGGGGAUAUCAUUAUAGAUGUCGAUGGCACUGUCCCUACCCAGCCAAUUUUCCAGCACAUUGGAAUCUCUGCAUGGCCUGGAAGGUUGACCCUAAGUAGUAAAGCUUUGUAUUUUGAGUCAUUGGGAGUGGGUCAAUAUGAUAAACCUGCAGAAUAUGAUCUCUCGAGGGACUUGAAGCAGGUCAUAAAGCCUGAAUUGACUGGGCCACUUGGUGCUCGGCUGUUCGACAAAGCCGUGAUGUACAAAUCAAUCUCACUAACGGAGCCCAUAUUUCUGGAGUUCCCUGAAUUCAAAGGAAGCUCAAGAAGAGACUACUGGUUGGAUGUCACUCUGGAGGUAUUGCUUGCUCACAGAUUUGUUAGGAAGUACUAUCUUAAAGGAAUCCAGGAAUCUGAAGCAAUUGCAAGGGCUAUUCUGGGAAUAUUUCGAUGUCGUGCAGUUAGAGACGGUUUCCACUUUUUCUCAUCACAUUAUAAAACACUACUUCUAUUUAACCUUGCUGAGAAUCUUCCUGGAGGAGAUGCAAUUUUAGAAACUCUGUCAAAUUGUUUAGCGCUUUUGAGAACUAGUGCUCAAGUUGAUGGGAGUGUCUCUACAGAGAAGCAGCAAACAGUAUAUCCAGUUUCACUUGUAGCACUAAGGAGAUUUGGAUUAAUCCUUCAGGAAGAUGUAGAAUGCGAUGAGCAAGGCAAACAUGUUAGUGGAUAUAUUUGUGUGGGUGAAGCAGAUCCUCUGGAAGUGGCUGUAAAACAAUCAAAAUUGGAUACAGGAAAGGCUGAAGCAGCGCAGCUGACUGUCAACCAAGUUAAAGUAGAUGGAAUCGACGCAAAUUUGGCAAUCAUGAAGGAGUUGCUUUCUCCACUGAUUUCAAUAGCUAGGCGUGUUCAACUUUUGGCUUCUUGGGAAGAACCUUUUAGAUCAACAAUAUUCCUAGUGCUGAUGUGCUACGUGUUUGUGAGUGGAUGGUUCAGUUUUGUGCUGCCAAUCACUCUUAUCUCCCUUGCGGUGCUUAUGCUCUGGCACCGACUGGCCAACAAAGGGAAACUGGUAGAUGCCUUCAGAAUUACAGCACCGCCCAAUCGGAAUGCUGUGGAGCAGCUAAUUACAUUGCAGGAAGCAAUUUCUCAGGUAGAAGCACUGGUUCAGGCUGUGAAUAUUGUUCUUUUAAAGAUGAGGGCCCUUUUGUUUGCUGUACUUCCGGAGGCCACUUGCACGGUUGCCAUCUUUUUACUUCUUACAGCGGCAUUCUUCAUGCUAGUGCCCGUGAGAAUUAUAAUCCUGUUGGUUUUGAUGGAGUCCUACACUAGGGAAAUGCCUUUGAGAAGAGAGAGCAGUUACAGGUGGUUUAGGAGAUUAAGAGAGUGGUGGUUUGGGAUACCUGCUGCUCCUGUUCAGCUCAUCAAGCAUGAUGACACUAAGAAAAGGAAAUAACCACAUUCGGCUAUACCAAUAAACUUGUUUACACUGCUGAGCUGCUGCAAGAAGCCUUUGCAUUUAGAUUACGUGACAACUAAUAUCCUUUGUAGGCUUCAGAACUGCUGUCCAAGAAUCGCGUGAAUAGUAGCUGCUGCAUUAUUAUUUUUGACAGUAUUUGACAUUUUGAAACAAGAGAUCCAGUCUUUGAAAAAUGAUAUAUUUCUGUCUUCCCUUUUUUUUUAGUUAUUCUGCUUGUAUGCCUUUGGGUUAGAAUCAUGCUUGUGUAUCAGAGAGUGUGGUCUCCUUUUCGUGAGAGAAGUUGUAAUCGUUGAGAAUGCGCGGGCCUAUGAACAUAUGACUAAUUGGACCCGUGUUAGAUGAGUUUAGGUCACUCUAUACUUGUAGCCCUUUUUAUAUAAAAUUGGCAAUGGUCCAAGCUUCGCUCUUGCCGUCUUGGUGGGGGCUGACUUGAUUUCGAGGCUUGAGCCGGACGAUUUUACCAGGUUAAA
This is a messenger RNA of Beta vulgaris subsp. vulgaris (sugar beet), 2834 nucleotides long. RefSeq lists its product as uncharacterized. NCBI's taxonomy places the organism in Eukaryota, Viridiplantae, Streptophyta, Magnoliopsida, Caryophyllales, Amaranthaceae. The transcript is spliced from 10 exons. The record is from RefSeq and is a predicted model, not a curated record. The coding region runs from base 208 to 2340 and encodes 710 amino acids.